Spodoptera exigua (beet armyworm) is the source of this 4698-nucleotide messenger RNA. Lineage: Eukaryota; Metazoa; Arthropoda; Insecta; Lepidoptera; Noctuidae. The record is from the annotation of a GenBank genome assembly.
AUGUCUUCCAGAUCUCUCGUCUGGAAGCGAUCUGUAGUCAGAAGUUCAAGACGACUUUUAUCAGGUCGUCUGUCAUGGCAUAGGGUAGUACACGAGCAACCAGAACACCUGAUGGGUGCCCGAAUAUGGGUGGAGCAUCCAGAGAAAGUAUGGGAGAGUGCCACGGUGACGUCAGACUACCGGUCUGGCGUGCUUAUAGUGAAGAUCGACCAGACCGGGGAGAUCCGCCAGAUCAAGAUCAAGGAUGAGACGAAGAUGCCUCCACUUCGGAACCCUUCACUCCUCAUCGGCCAGAAUGACCUGACCUCUCUGUCAUACCUGCACGAGCCAGCUGUCCUGCAUAACCUUAGAGUUAGAUUCUGCGACCGCAACGCCAUCUACACAUACUGUGGGAUCGUUUUAGUUGCAAUCAAUCCCUACUACGAUUUACCAAUAUACGGCGAUGAAACGAUUAUGGCUUACCGUGGCCAGGCGAUGGGUGACCUAGACCCACACAUAUUCGCCGUCUCAGAAGAGGCUUACACGAAGCUAGAAAGAGAGAGGAGAGAUCAGAGUAUUAUUGUGAGCGGUGAAUCCGGUGCCGGUAAAACUGUAUCAGCCAAAUACGCCAUGCGAUACUUCGCUGCAGUCGGGGGCAAUGCCAGCGAGACGCAGGUCGAGAGGAAAGUGCUGGCUUCCAGUCCUAUUAUGGAGGCGAUAGGAAACGCAAAAACAACGCGUAACGACAACUCCUCAAGAUUCGGAAAAUUCAUAGAGAUACAUUUCGACAAUGUAUACCGGAUUUCCGGUGCCAGUAUGCGCACCUACCUUCUGGAGAAGUCCAGGGUGGUCUACCAGAGCGCUGGAGAAAGGAACUACCAUAUAUUUUACCAGCUCUGCGCUGCUGCAGCGCAAAUGCCUGAGUUACAGUUAGAUCAUCAAGAAUCGUUCCAUUAUUUGAACCAAGGCGGCAGUCCAAAUAUAGACGGGGUUGAUGACCUACGCACCUUCAACGAAACUAGAAGUGCAUUAACUACCUUAGGAGUGACAGAGACAGAGCAAGAAGAUAUGUUCCGCAUCCUAGCAACCAUUCUCCACCUGGGUAAUGUAGAGUUACAUGCGUGCGAUCCCGACGCACCGCCCACCCAGGACACAGACGAUGGUGCUUAUAUUAAUUCUACAGACAAGCAUCUGGCUAUAGUAUGCUCCUUGCUUGGCAUAUCCCGCGCGGAACUGUCUCGAUGGCUCACGCACAGGAGAAUCGCAUCUGCACAUGAGGUAAUAGUAUCCCGUAUGGACGUCCAGCGAGCUUCUUUCGCUCGUGACGCGCUCGCCAAGCGAAUGUACGGCGAGCUGUUCGCGUGGCUGGUCCACGCCGUCAACAGGGCCUUGGAUACAGGACAUGCCAAGAAACAUUUUAUUGGUGUCCUAGAUAUCUACGGUUUUGAAACAUUCGAGAUAAAUUCCUUCGAGCAGUUCUGUAUUAAUUACGCUAAUGAAAAACUACAACAACAGUUCAAUUCUCAUGUCUUCAAGCUGGAACAGGAUGAGUAUAUUAAGGAAGAAAUAUCGUGGGAAAUGAUAGAGUUCUAUGACAACCAACCGUGUAUAGACCUGAUUGAAGAUAAGUUGGGGGUUCUCGCGUUACUUGACGAGCAGUGCCGAGUGCCUCAAGGUAGCGACGCUGGCUUCGUCGCCAAGCUGCAUCAGGCGUGUGCUGGGUAUCACCAUUUCAUGAAGCCGAGGUUCGGGAACGCUGCCUUCAUUAUAAAGCAUUUCGCUGACAACGUCGAGUACCAGUCAGGUGGUUUCCUUGAAAAGAACAGAGAUACAGUGUCAGAAGAACAACUGGAGUGUAUAAAGACAGCCACCAGUUGUAGGCUGAUACACGCCAUGUUUGCUGACCGGAGCUGUGAGCAACCCUCGUCAAAUACUCUGCCACCACCCUCCAAGAGGAGGACCACGCCUUCUGUGCCAUUGGGCAGUCUUACUCAACCCCCCCGCCGUACGUCCGGCCAGAAACAAACAGUGGGCUCUCAAUUCCGCGCGUCACUAUCAGCGCUAAUGUCCACACUGUCGGCCACCACGCCGCAUUACGUGCGGUGUAUCAAACCCAACGACACUAAGGAGCCAUUCAUGUUCGAUAGCGCUAGAGCCGUUAACCAGCUCAGAGCUUGCGGUGUGUUGGAGACGAUCAGAAUUUCAGCUGCGGGCUUCCCGUCUCGUUGGCUGUACCAAGAUUUCUUCGCCAGAUACCGUCUCCUCUGCCUCCACCGUGAGAUAGACCGCGCUAACAUCAAGGCGACUUGCAGCCGGAUACUAACUAGACAUGUCAAGGAUCCAGAUAAAUACCAGUUCGGUGCCACCAAGAUAUUCUUCAGAGCUGGACAGGUGGCGUACUUAGAAAAGGUUCGAGCAGACAUACAGAGGGAAUAUUGUGUUCGAGUGCAGAGUUGCGUGCGACGAUUUGUCGCAAGACGCAAGUAUCUGCGACUGGUCGCCGCGAUUCGUGGCCUCCAAGCGAGGGCUAGAGGUUUCCUUGCUAGAAGACGAGCUCAAGAGAUCCGUCGCAAGCGUGCCGCUAUUAAGAUCCAGCGCAAUGUACGCGGCUGGCUCGCUCGGCGCCGGUACCAGCGCCUGCGCAGGCUAGCCAUCGGGUUACAAGCGCAUGCGCGCGGGUACCUCGCCAGGAAACUGUACAGGGAUCGCAGGAAGGUCAAGGCUGUGAUAACUAUACAACGGUAUGCGCGCGGCUACCUCGCCCGUAAACGUGCCAAGAAGAUCAGACAUCAAAUCAUCAUCGCUCAAUCUGCUAUCCGUCGUUUCCUCGCCCGUCGUCAAUACAAGCGCCUUCGUAUAGAAGCCAGGAGUCUAGACCAUGUCAAGUCUCUGAACAAGGGUCUGGAGAAUAAGAUCAUCAGCCUGCAGCAGCGGCUGGGAGAUGCAAUGGAGAAGAACAAGAGUAUCGAGGUCCUCAUGGCCCAGAUUGUCGAUUUGAAAGCAAAACUAGAACUGCUAAAACUGGUAGAAAUCGAAGCUAAAACACUCCGAGUGGACAUAUUCGACAAGAACAGCCUAAUAUCAACUCUACAAGAGGAGUUGGAAAGAGAAAGAGACAGCAAUAGACUCCUUAAAGAGGAGAAGAGAAGUUUAGAGGAGAAAUAUGAAAAGGAUAAAGUUACGUGGGAGGAGGAGAGUGAGAAGCUGGCUAAUGAAUUGAGAAGCAGUAAAGAACAUUAUGAAUUGGCUAUUGAAGAACGUGACAAACAGCAUGAGGCGGAAAAGAAGGCGUUGAAUGCUGAACUGGAAGCUGAAAGACAGAGUCGCCAGAAGCUGCUCUCUGCUCAGUAUGAGCUGCAGGAGAGGAUCGACUCGUUGCAAAGCAAACCAGCUCCGAAAGAGCACAGAAGAUCUCUAUCCGACGCCAGUAAUAAUUCACAGCAAGAAACUACUGUCGAGGAUGACUACGGUUACGGGUCAGUCAGGUCAGUGGAGAGCACCCGGCCAGCGCUGGAGGCAGUCAACUGGUCAGCUGGAUCGCAUAAUGGACCUACACAGCCGGUGGCAGACGCAGGUCUUGUUCUGCGCAUGCGUAACAGAAUAUCCGCGUUACAGAGCGAACUGUCGCGGACAACGAAGAGAGCCGCCGACCUUGAAGACAGGAUCAUGAACCGCCACUCAACGCCCCCCACAAAUCCCAACAUAGAUCGUUACAAGUUAGAAGAAUUGGAGAUUGAGAACAAGAAGCUCCGAGAACACCUGGACAGGCUUAGAGCGGCUGGAGAUAGCAUGCUCGUCUCCAAGGAGGUUAUAGAACAAAUGAAUGUUAUGCAAAAGGAGUUGGACAGGAGAAGAGACGAGUGCAUACAGCUUAAGAGUGUCCUAACUAAUCAGACUGUGAACUUAAAGUCGCUGGCGUCUUCCAACUACGGGUCGGACGUCGAUAUUAUAAAUGAAGAUGGCGAAUUGGCAACUGCUUACGAAGCUCAGAAGGGAAUUAAUAGGCAACUACAAGAAGAAUUACUGCUGGAGAAGAAGUUCUACUCCGAACACAUAUCUAAGUCGAAGGCAGAAAUAGAAAAACUGCGAGAAGAGAAUGAGAAAUAUCAAAAGUUGCUUAGCUCCGAAUUGAGCGCGGAACCGAAGAACAAGACUCAAGAGUUUGCGCAAAAUGAGAUUAUUCGGUUGGCAGCUGAAAGUUUGGCUUUACAGGAACGCGUAGAUAAGUUAUCAGAAAGCUGUCGCCGCUACAAGAACCAAAUCCGUUUACUUGUGAACAAGCUAAAGGAGGUCGGCAUCGAUGAUGUCAACGAUAUUCUUGAUAGCAAUGCGCCUGCCACUCCGACUGGAUCCUCUCAUAUAAAUAUUGUUCCAGAUCCAGUGGUGCCACCAAACGCUUCGAUGACGCUAGAGAUGGCGCCGGUCACACGGAAGAAGGAACGCGAAUACCUCGGCAUGUUCGAAUACAAGAUACAGGACGAAGGGUUGAUCAUUAAGAAGCUUAUUUCUGAUUUGAAGCCCAAAACAGCAGUAACCCUGCUGCCUGGGUUGCCAGCCUACAUCCUGUUCAUGAUGCUUCGACACAUGGACCACGUGGACGAUGAGCCCAAGAUGCACCAGCUCAUGAAAGCUGUCCGCACUGCCGUCAAAAAGACCUUGAAGAAACGAGCUGAAAGCGUCGAGUACAAUGCUCUAUGGCUCGCUAAUAUGUUGCGGUGA